This is a messenger RNA of Nicotiana tabacum (common tobacco), 1524 nucleotides long. RefSeq lists its product as uncharacterized. Gene Ontology annotation, cellular component: endoplasmic reticulum membrane. The record is from RefSeq and is a predicted model, not a curated record. Gene Ontology annotation, molecular function: hydrolase activity, acting on ester bonds. Lineage: Eukaryota; Viridiplantae; Streptophyta; Magnoliopsida; Solanales; Solanaceae. Gene Ontology annotation, biological process: GPI anchor biosynthetic process.
UUCGAAAUUGAGGACACAAAUUCAUGGUUUUUUCCACUCUCAUUUUUCAUUAUAUAGUUGGAGUCUGGAUUUAUUUCAAUUUGAAUCUGGCUGGCAAUCUCUAUUGAAGCCAAAACCAAACCAUCCAUUUGGUGAUAUAGUUAUAAAUCUCACAUUCUUGAUUUCGAGUCUCAUCGUCAACAAAAUGUUUUUACGUUCUUGACCAAAAAAAAAAAAAAAUUAUCUUUCAACAUUUUGACAUAACAUGACAUCAAAAUUAAAUUCCAUCUAAGAUUUCCUUUACCUCAUCUAGAAUAAAAUAGAUCUCGAGUUUUUCUUUUAUCAAAGUAGUGAUCGAUCAGAUGGCAGAUCGUUACCUGGCCAUUUUCUUUGUAUCUCUUUCUUGUGUUUUUGGAGCAUUUGAUGCGAGUGCUGGAGAUGUUGAUCCAUUAUACAGGGCAUGUAUUUUGCAAUGUGAAAAAACUGGAUGUGUUGGUGAAACAUGCUUCACACAUUGCAAAUACUAUAUAGAUGGUUCUUUCUCUGAUAGCCAGAAAGAGCCCCUAUACCGGCAAUUGACACAAAGCGAUUGCCCAAAUGACUGCAAGUACCACUGCAUGCUCGAAAGAGAAAAAGAACGAGCUGCACUUGGAUUUGGACCUGUGAAAUAUCAUGGUAAAUGGACAUUUAAACGAGUGUUCGGACUUCAGGAGCCUGUUUCUGUUGCUUUCUCUGCACUUAACCUUGCAAUGCAUAUCCAAGGAUGGCUGUCCUUUUUCAAGCUACGAUCUACGACGCUAAAUAAGAGGAUAUCCUAUGAUUAUGCUGGUCUGUGGCACAUAUACGCACUCUUGUCUGUGACUUCAUGGUUUUGGAGUGUUGUCUUCCACAGUCGAGGUGUGGAAUUUACAGAAAAACUAGAUUACUCAUCUGCAGUGGCAUUACUUGGAUUUUCGCUUAUAAUAUCGGUACUAAGAUGUUUCAGUAUAAAGGAUGAGGCUACAAGAGUAUUGGUUUCUGCUCCAUUGCUUGCCUUUACAACCACCCAUAUUUUGUACCUGAACAACUAUCAAAUGGAUUAUGGAUGGAACGUAAAAGUUUGUGUUAUAAUGGGUGUUGCUCAGCUUCUGAUUUGGGCAAUUUGGGCUGGAAUUAGUCAUCAUCCAUCCAAAUGGAAAAUAUGGACAGUGGUUGUUGGGGGUGGAUUUGCUAUGCUUUUAGAAAUUUAUGACUUUCCUCCAUAUGCAGGACUAAUAGAUGCACAUUCUCUUUGGCAUGCUAUUACAGUUCCUCUGACUUAUAUUUGGUGGAGUUUUAUCCAAGAUGAUGCAAAGUACCAAACAAUUAACCCUAGUAAGAAAGUAGAAUAAUAUUUUUUUAAAGGGUUGUAUAUCUUUUUGAGGUUGAUUUAGGUAAUAUUAGUCAAGAGAGACUCUUUUUCAUUUGUUUUUAUUUCUUCAUCUUAAUUUUCAACUUGCAAGAAGAGGAUUGCUUUCACAAGAAAAAUAGAGUUUUCAAUGAUAAGCAGAGUUCCGUUAUUUCUAA